UACCAUCUGUCUCUCAAAUGGCUCAUGGUCCGGUCCAGCACCUAUAUGCAAACGUGUUGUAUGCAGCCAUCAAAAUCCUCCCCCUAAUGGUGCUAUUGCUAGUGUAUCCUUGGAGAUAAAUGGCGCGACAAUUUUCACCUGCAGUUCCGGGUACAAACUUCUCGGUAGCAGUGCAUCUGUUUGCCUUCCAAAUGGAACGUGGUCAAAUACGCCUCCAACAUGCGUGUCAACAUCAACGCAAUGUCCUGCCAAUCCACCUCCUCCAUUUAAUGGUAUCGUAUCUCCUGGCGGGCGAAAUGCUUUCACGACAAGAACAUACUCGUGCAAUACCGGAUAUCAACUUUCUGGCGCAACAACAACUAUUUGUCAAACAACAGGAGCAUGGUCUGGAACACCACCAACAUGCAGACGUGUGGUAUGUAGCAGUCAACAUGCUCCUUCUAAUGGGGCUAUUGUUAGUAUGUCCUUGGAGAUUUAUGGCGCGACAAUUUUCACCUGCAACUCGGGAUACACUUUAGUCGGUAGUAGCGCAUCUGUUUGCCUUCGUAAUGGAGCUUGGUCGACUUCACCGCCAAUUUGCCAGCGUAUACAAUGCCCAAUGACUGUUCCUGCACCAACUGAUGGAAAUGUUACGUCAGGAACAAAUGACGUAUUCAUCUCAAGACAAUACACCUGUAAUGAUGGAUAUAAACUGCAAGGAAGCUCCCAUACUAUUUGUCUUUCAACUGGUGCGUGGUCCGGUCCAACUCCUACCUGCAAACGAAUAACAUGUUCAGAAUCAUUAGUCAAUCCCACUAAUGGACAUGUGACGGCACCAGCUAACACAGUAUUUAGUGUGUCAACAUACUCUUGCAUGCCAGGUUAUGAGUUGGUCGGGCACGCAAAUACCAUUUGCCUGACAUCUGGUCAGUGGUCUGGACAAGUACCAACAUGUAGCAAAAUAGCAUGUUCGUCAACCCCAACUGCUCCUACAAAUGGGAGUCUGUCACCUGGAGGAAAUGAUUUUCUGACAGUUCGCACGUAUUCCUGCAAUCCUGGAUUUCAGCUGAUUGGCGAUAGCACUACCGUGUGCCAGGCAAAUAGACAAUGGUCCGAUGCUACAACAACCUGCAAUGCUCUUACCUGCAAAUCUCUUCCUAGCAUUACAAAUGGCAAAAUUUGGCCAAGCCAGUCACCGCUUGUACCAGGCAGUGUUGCCUUUGUGGACUGUGAUAAAGGCUUCGCACUGCAAGGGUUGAACACAAUAACUUGUCUCCCUUCACGGAAUUGGACAAUUGCCCCGACAUGUGCACGAAUAAGGUGCUUGUCCCCGCUCACUCCUCCAACAAAUGGCAAUGUCUCCAGUGGUCAUGCUGUGUUCUUCAGCACGCGAGAGUACUCGUGCAGUCCUGGCUAUGAAAUUUACGGUGCAAAGUCUACUGUAUGUCAAUCCGACGGCAACUGGUCAGUCUCGUCUCCCACAUGCAAAGAGAUCAAAUGCGACAACCUUCCGUCUACUCCAACCAACGGUUUCCUGGCUGGACAACAGAACUCUCUGGGCUCUACACGUAUGUUGGGCUGUGAUGAGGGAUAUAUACUUCAUGGAUCUGAUCGAGUGAUUGUGUGUCAAGCAGACAAAACCUGGUCAACGACUAGUGCGACUUGCGUUCUUCAGCCAUGCCCUAAGCCACCCAAUAUCACUAAUGCCGUUGUCAGGGCUAACCUGACGCGGCCCUACGUAUACGGUGACAGCGUGUUCGUACAUUGCAACACUGGACAUAGUGGCAGUGGCCACAUCAGCUGUACAUCUACCGGAAAAUGGAGUCAGAUUAUGUGCUCUGCAAGAGAUUGCAGCACGGUGGCAGGCCCCACCAAUGGCAUGGUGUUUCUGACUGGCUACACUGUUGGCGCAACGGCUUCAUUCAUAUGUUCCCAUGGUUACACACUGAUAGGCUUUUCCUCUGCCACUUGUAAUCAUGGAGGAGUCUGGUCCUCCCCCACACCCAAUUGUGAUCGAGUGAUGUGCCCCAACGUCAAUGCGCCUGCAAAUGGAGCAGUCUCCACUGGUGAUACCGAGGUGUUUACCGUGCGAAGAUUCACAUGUGACACCGGGUUCAAUCUUGUAGGUAAUCCAGCAACAGUGUGUAUGGAAACUGGCACUUGGUCCGAUGGUACACCUCAUUGUAUUGAGAAAACAACAACCUGCCCGUAUUUGCUGGCACCGGCCAAUGGAUUCAUAGACAAUGGAAGCCUAGAUGUUGGGUCCUCCCGCGAAUAUUCUUGUUCUGACGGAUACAUGACAACUGAUUCAAUGCACACAGCCUGCUUGAAAAACGGACGUUGGUCUCAGUCCGUUCCAUGCUGCUUCACUAAACAUAGUACUGGUGAACAAGCAGAGGCAUCUUCAUCGUCCUCAAAUAUCAUUGCAGGUGUCAUUGGCUUCUGUAUCGGUUUGCUAACACCCAGUGCCUUGAUUGUAAGUUACAUUGCGCGUUCCCGACGCAGGAGUCGGCGGAUCACCGUCACUGAUAACACCGUCCAGCAAUCUGCUCUAUUUACUAACACGUUGACCAGGAGUGAUGUGUACCAGAUGGACGUGACCACGAUCGAACCAAACCUAGAGCCACAGUAUGCGUCUUUGGGGCAAAUUUGAGCCACCAUCAUUAAUGCUUCUCUCACUUCCACUGAUUUAAACGACGUACACCUAUUCUUUGUUUUCUUUGAUUUUAUAUUUUUGGCAGCGGUUAUGGUAACUCCUACAUGCAAAACUAAGCCCGGGGAAAAGUAGUGAAGGCAAGGAUUUAACAGAUCUCAAAUUUCUCACAAGAUCUUUUAAUGAUCAAUUAAAUUUCACACGAUCCCGAACAUUAUGUACUUUUCAGAAAUAAAGAUAAAACCAGACUUUUUGAAUAAUUUUGGGCAAAGAAACACAUCCAUUUUGUGCUCAAUUUGUACUCAAUCUACAGCCGUUAUAUUUCGUAAGUGCCGCAUUUGUUGGUCACUCGUAGCUCACAAGUUAUUGCGUUCAAUUCUGAACAGUACGAUGAGCAGGGAUAUGAGUUAGGGGGCUUACGCCCAUCGUAGUCUUCUUCUUCCACGCGGUGUGGGCCUGAUGAGUUGGCUAUGAUUGAACGAAAGAUCGUAUUCUUGUUUACGCACGGAACGCUUUGGCAAUAGUUUCAACAAAAUCAAUUUUUCUUCGAACAUUUUCUAUUGAAUUUAAAGAUAAGAAUCGCCUUUCACCAUGCACCCAGUUCUUGUUUUAUCGUGAUAUUUGCCU
This is a messenger RNA of Sycon ciliatum, 3259 nucleotides long. Its product is annotated as sushi, von Willebrand factor type A, EGF and pentraxin domain-containing protein 1-like. The record is from RefSeq and is a predicted model, not a curated record. The coding region runs from base 461 to 2632 and encodes 723 amino acids. Lineage: Eukaryota; Metazoa; Porifera; Calcarea; Leucosolenida; Sycettidae. The transcript is spliced from 15 exons.